Linepithema humile (Argentine ant) is the source of this 12342-nucleotide messenger RNA. NCBI's taxonomy places the organism in Eukaryota, Metazoa, Arthropoda, Insecta, Hymenoptera, Formicidae. The record is from RefSeq and is a predicted model, not a curated record.
GCGUUGACAGGUUGUGCAACUUAACCGGCCGUAUGUACGCUAUACAUAAAAUUUUUGCAUACGCAGAUAAGUAACGGUAUAUUUCUAUAUUAUUGUUAUACUAUAUUUAUUCUGUAUGUCUUUUAAAUGACAAUAUGCAUUGCGGAACAAAAUUCGGAACAGAAGAAUACCGUCCAUCUAAAUUGUGAAAGCCAAUCUCAGAAAUCACGUCCACGAGAUAAAAUUUUGCAGCUGUGCAAAUAUCUCGAUUGUGCAAGACAGUAGCGAUCUCUGGGCCACACGUACACGUAUAUUACGUAUGACUUGCACCAAGAGAGAGCAGUGCACUCAGUCUAUAGUCUAUAUACUCCGCAUACCGUAUCGUGGCGCGGCGGUGGCGGCCGCGCGCUCUCUCGCGAGUUCGCCAGCGCGGAGGCAGUCGGCAGACAGAGGAGCAAGACCGCGUACGUCGGACGUGUCGAGUCGUCGAGCCGCGCGAGACAGACGGGAACAAGUCGUCCGAUUUUUACUUCAUCUACGUUGCCCGCCGUUGUCGUUGCGUUCCGUAUGCGCGGCCCACGUCGGUGCGUCGCCAUCAGCCAUUGUCUCUGACAUGGAAGCCUACCAAAAUGGCAGAGAUCGUGCAGAUGUUUUUGUUCCUAUAUAAAUCCAAGUACCGUCGGAAAGGCGAUCAUCAGUGGCGUCGGCGAUCGCGUCGCGACGCCGACGGGGACGACCGGGUCGCGAUCGCGACGAGCAAUCGGCAGCGGCAGCGCUGGCGGUGCAACGGUCACAGCACCGACGGCGCGGUCGCGAGGAACGUGCCGUGGGCGCCGUUUUUACUGUGGGCGGCGCUCGUCUGCUGGGUGGUGCACGUAAGCGCCGUCGCCGCCUCCACCUUUCCGACGUUGGACGGAAGCCUCUGCGACGCUUGCAUCUACGGCAACUGCAUCAAUGGCACCUGCGUUUGUCACGACGGCUGGCAGGGCGCGAACUGCGAGUUCUGCGGCGGGAAGGUCAGAUUAUCGGAAAGGAGUGGGUACAUCCACGACGGUUUCGGCAAUUACUCGGCGGACGUGAAAUGUUCAUGGUUGAUCGAGGGCCCAUUGAACACCAAGAUACGGAUGCAUGUGGAACAGUUCGCGACGGAAUGCGGCUGGGACCACUUGUAUAUCUACGACGGUGAUAGCGUCGAGGCGCCGUUGCUGGCCGUUUUCUCCGGCCUGAUGCACAAGGAGGGCUAUCACAUACGCCGCGUGCCGGAAGUGAUAGCACGAUCCGGCAGCGCAUUGCUUCACUUUUAUUCCGACGUCGCGUACAACAUGAGCGGCUUCAACAUUACGUAUAAAAUCAACGCUUGUCCGAGCAGGUAUUCCCAUAUGGACUGCUCCGGCCACGGUGUGUGUAUCGAGGGCACAUGCACCUGUGAUGCCAUGUGGACCGGCGAGGCCUGCGAUGUGCAGGUAUGCCCAAACAAUUGCUCGUUCCAUCAUGGACAGGGCGAGUGUGAUCGCGAGAGUCAUCACUGCCGCUGUUUUCACGGCUACAAAGGAGCGGAUUGCAGCCAAAAAGGCGACCGUGGAUUUUGGGAGAGCAUCACGUACAAGGAUUUACCGCCGGAUGGCUCGGCCAGUCACUGCUCCAUCAUUUGGAAGGACUCGUUAUACGUGGUUGGCGGCGAGAGCUUCCAUCGUGCCAAGAUGAUAUAUGUGUACGAUUAUAAUGGUAACGUCUGGGAGACGCCCCAUGUUCAGGGCCGUGUGCCACUGCCGCGUUACGCGCACUCGUGCGUGUUGUUCGGCGACAAGAUAUUCAUGUACGGCGGCGUCGUGCAUAACUCCACUGUAACUAACGAGAUCUGGGCGUUCGACGUAUCUUCCAAGGUCUGGGAAAACGUUACUGUGCAUGAUGACUGUCACAACAGAACGAUAUGCGGCCCACUGAAGGUAGCCGGACACACCGCGACCCUCGUGCAAAGUCACGGCAAAAAGGAGAAGAUGGUUGUGAUAUUCGGCUAUUCGCCGCGAUAUGGCUACUUAAACACCGUCCAGGAAUACUAUUUAGGUACGCGCGAAUGGCAGAUCGCCCAAACGACCGGCUUCCCGGUGAAGGGCGGUUACGGUCACAGUUCUGCUUACGAUCCUCUCACGAAUCUCAUUUAUGUGUACGGUGGAUACGUGUCGGAGUCGCAGAGCUCGCAAGUUUUAAGCAGCAUGCUGUACUCGUAUCAUCCCAAUUUUUGCGAAUGGCGACUGCUCACGUCGGCGCCAUCGGCACGAUUCUUUCACACCGCCGUCUUUGUCUCGGGCGGACUGAUGCUGGUGUUCGGCGGCAAUAUACACAAUGACACGCAGCAGUCGCACGGCGCGCGAUGCUAUUCCGCCGACACUUUAGGCUACGAUGUCACGUGCGAUACGUGGCAUCAUUACAGCAUGCCCAGAGACAUGAGCGAUCUUCCACGAUAUGGACAUAGCGCGACUGUCUUUGAGAAGUCGAUGUACAUCUAUGGCGGCUUUGACGGCCAAAUGCUUUCUGACAUGUUGAGGUAUACGCCGGGCAAUUGCGAGCAUCUGACGACCCAGAAUCAGUGUCUGAAUGCCAGGAUAGGCGUGAAGUGCGUGUGGCACAAACGGGACUCUCGAUGUGUGCAGAUUACAAAGCUACCGCAGCACGUACUCAAUCAUAUGGAAUACAACGAGGACGACAGUAUUUACAUGAAAUGCCUCGACGACACACCGCCGCGUGGUAUGACGUCACAUGAGGAACUCUGCAAGCUCUUUACCGAUUGCGUCGCAUGUGUGCAGACUUCGUAUAAUUGUGUAUGGUGUGGCAAGAGUUGUUUACACGAGAAAUGCCGGGACAAUCCCAGUUCGUUAGGUUCGAGACCCAUCGUGCGCCUGUUGGAGUGCGAUGCGAACACCGGUGUCGAAUGCAUGCAGCUACACACUUGCCACGCUUGCUCCAGCAAUUCGCGCUGCAUUUGGUCGUGGUCCAACGGGCCCGAUCGUUGCAAGCCGCAGUCAAAGAUCCGAGACCGAGAGGUGCGUAUGAACGGCAUUCUGAACGGCACGAUCCAGGCGCAACGUCUGAUUCUGGAUCCGUGCCGUCAUCCAUGCGUGGAAUACACAUCGUGUCGCAAUUGCACGGAAUCCGACUGCAUCUGGUGUCAUAAUGAGGCCAAAUGCGUGGACAAGAACGCGUAUCCGGCCAGCUUUCCGUACGGACAGUGUCGCGAGUGGACAACGAUCGACGUUCGGUGUCGCGCCACCGAGAGCGGCAGGGAAUGGUGCAGCUUCUAUUCGUCGUGCGCUAGCUGCCGAGCGGAUCCCGGAUGCGGCUGGUGUGACGACGGGUCGGGCACCGGGAAAGGCUUGUGCCUACCCGGCGGAGCUCGCGGUCCCAGCAGCAAGAGCUUGGACAAAUGCUCGUUCGAUCACUGGUACUUCACGCAAUGUCCAACUUGUCAAUGCAACGGUCACAGUAAGUGUCUUCCAAACAGCAGCGUGUGCAUUCAGCCGUGUGGAAACUUGACUUACGGGCCGCACUGUGAUAAGUGUAUCCCCGGUUAUUAUGGCAGUCCACUCAACGGAGCGACAUGUCAGCCUUGCUCCUGCAACAAUCAAGGCACGCAAUGCACAAGCGAAACGGGCAAAUGUUUCUGUACAACUAAAGGCAUCAUCGGCGAUCACUGUGAACGUUGCGACGUAUCCGGUCUCUAUCAGGGAGAUCCUACGAAUAAAGGAUCCUGCUUUUACGACUUAGCCAUCGAUUACCAGUUCACGUUCAAUCUUAGCAAGAAGGAGGACCGCCACUAUCGGGCGAUCAAUUUCAAGAACGCACCGCCAAAACCCGACGUCGACGCUGAGUUUUCCAUCACGUGUUCCGUACUGGCCAAGAUGAAUGUCACCAUUAAGAAAGUAAACAGUCCGGAGAAGGCGCUGUUGUUGGGUGCGAAUUGCACGACGAUUAUGUACAAGCACCGCUUCAGCAAAGCGGAUUACAACUUCGGCAACGAAGAUAACAAUACUCUCACCACGUUCUACGUGUAUGUCUACGAUUUUCAGCCGCCGCUGUGGAUCCAAAUCUCGUUCUCCCAGUAUUCCAAAUUGAACUUGCAACAGUUUUUCAUUACAUUCUGCACAGAUUACAUGCCACCGCACAGGUGCUUCCUCGCUCUGCUACUGGUGGCCGCCAUUCUCUGGAAGAUCAAGCAGAAGUAUGACAUGUAUCGACGGAGACAACGGCUCUUCCUAGAGAUGGAGCAGAUGGCCAGUAGAGCUUUCAGUUCAGUUUUAGUCGAAAUCGAGAGACGCGACGUCGAUGGCUGGGAUGCGGAGCACGGCGAUGCCGAUUUUACAGAUUGUCAUAACAAGAUAAAAGAUGCUCCUAGUCCGAUCGCAUUGGAGCCCUGUUGUGGCAACAGAGCGGCGGUCCUUACCCUGCUAGUCAGAUUGCCAACUGGCGGCGAGCCUUACACGCCAGCCGGACAGAGUGCUGGCUUAGCCGUGGCGUCCGCUUUAGUGACGCUAGGCAGUCCGCGCCGACCGUCACAAGAACUGGUGAUGAAGGAACCGAAGAAGACGCGAAAGUGUGCCAGCCAGCAUCCGGAUUCUACCUGCAUUUAGCGGUAAACAAGCGGCGAGAUCGCGACGGAGUGUAACUACGAUGAGCCUUAGAGUUGUUUCUGUGAUCUUGCCCACGCUCAGUACGAGAGGACCUUUAUCUUCGAACUCCGGCGGAGUGAAGAAGUGCGAAACGAUAAUCGCAUAUGAAGACGAAGAAUCUAAACGAGAAUCUUACUGGUCGACGCGGGAUUGAUCGGUGUAUCGAACAUUUUGGAUGAAUCGAAUAAUUGGCUGAGCGCUUAAAUGCUAGAUAUAGAUGUACGCGCGACUUAUCGAGUAAGAGGAAACGCCUUCGGCCGUAGAAACGAAUGGAUUGUUCCGACUAACUACAUCCGUUUCACGGUAAGUUAACACAUUCUGCUGACGUGAGCUGCAUGAGGUACGUUCAUGCGCCGAGAAAGACGAUCGAUCACUCGGCUGACUUUCGAGUUCUCUUCUUGGAUCUCGAUUGUAUAUUGUUGUAUAUAUGAAUGAUUAGAAGAUUUACGUUUUCUCUUGGAAAAAAUUACGAUGUUGGUCGUGUGGAUAAACUGGCCUCAUGCAUAUUCGAAAAGCUUUUAUCCGCUGCUGUUUUUUUUUAAAUUUUUUAUUCAUAAUUAACGAUAUAGAUUUGUGAACUUAAAACAUCUUUAAAUAUCUUCUAAAAGUUAAGAAGCUUUGAGAUAAAAAUUUGCUUAAGCUUGCAAGAAUUAAAUAUAACAUAUCCGUAGUUUAUUGUUUCUUAAACGUCAAUAUGUUAAAUCUAAUGGAAACAGUUGCUUAGAAUCUCAAUGUGCGGCGGAUAAAAGCUUGUAAAUGCCAUAAGAGUUAUUAAAAAGAUUCAUUAAUGUUACUGAAACGAUUGAAUUCGAAGAAGUACAACGCUUCGACAUAAGCUGUAAAUAGGCUGUAUUUUUGUCGAACGAAGAUACAGAUCGUUAAUAGUGAUAUUCAAAAGACAUUUGACAUUAAAAUGACGGACAAUUUGAAUUAGUGAAUAUGAUACAGAAUUCACUAUUCAUGCAUCUGCUCGUAGCGAAUAUGUAUAAGAUUCAUAUUCUAAACCGAUCGAAGUGAGUAGAGAUAACAAUUGCAACCGAAGCAGAUUUAUAGAAGGUACAAAACGCGUAUUCGAUCUUAUGUGUGUACUUUGCAUUAAAAUACUGUGCCAAAUCAGCAUUUCCUUUUCCAUAAAAGGCAAAUCAUUUGUCGCAGCUACCUUUGGUGAAUUAGAAUCGGUCGAGCGAGUACUUUUACUUAGUUUGUUACCUCUAUUCACUGUUGCAACUAAAUUUUACCGCGUGAUCGAAAAUUUGCAGGAUCAGGGAUCAGCUAUUAUGUAUUUGGAAAAAUUUCUGAAAUUGGAACAAUUCCCAUCUUUUGUCUGUUGUUCUAUUAUUCAGAUAAAUUCCGAAACGACACUUUCGAUACAGCAAAUGGAUAAUUGAUUUCAAACAAAAUGAAUAUUAACAUUGACGUUUGAACGAAAACUUCAAAUAAAUAUUCAAAAUUUUCAUACUUUUACAAUAAUUUGUGAAAAGUAAUUUAAAAGAAUUUUAUCACUAGGACUUUAAUUAAAUUACUACAAUGCCUAAUGAUAAAUGACUAUUUUUAAUUUUUUUAUUGUAAUUACGUAUAUUAUCUUGCAUUUUUAUUUAAGUAUUUUUAUUUACGAAUGAAUUUCGUUUCGAUUUUAACAAAUUCUUAAUAGGCCGAAUACGCAGAUGGAAUUGUUAUCGGAAUCCUAUAAGUUACAUAAUAGCUGCUCAGGAUAUUAGUUAAUGACAUAAUUAACAAGAAAUUUUAAAGAAUUUGUCGAUCACAUGCUUCAGACUUUAGCAAAUAAGAGAAAGAUAAGACGGUCUUUACAAUAAGUAUCUUAUUUGUGAAUUCAAUUUCGUUUCAUGAAGCAAGUAACGGUACUGAUUAUUUUGCACGUUGAUUGCACGAUUGUCUUUCUGAGCAUUUAAUUGACGCGUUUGUAAAAUUUGCGUGUUUUUAACUUUUUUUUAAGAAGUUGCAAAUCUUUGCAUCUCUUACGUUAAUUUUAAUAUUUUGUACUUGUGUCGGGAAGAGUGAUUGAAUUAUUUAUGAAUAUCGUAUACUUCCAUUUUUUUAUAGUAAAUUUGUACUUUUCUUCUCACUGUUCCAAGUACGAGAAAAUAACUUACCACGAAGACUUUGAGAAUUUUAUAUACCUUAUUAGCAAGAAGUUACAAUAGUUAUUAUAUACAGAGAAAGUUUCAGCACUUCAAUUCAUCAUCCGUAAAACGUAUUUAUAUUAAGAAUGUAAGCCACCUUUUUCUUCUUGAAACUUUCGUGGUAACAUGGAAAAAAAGGGAUUUAUUACCGUAAGAGACUCAUACAUAUACAUUAAAUAUUUUUCCUAUAAAUACGUUAACCUGUGUUACAAUAGUUAAGCUUCUUCUUUUUUUACUGUGGAUAUGACGUACGUAUUUAUAUCCGUGUUGGUGCGUUGAGAAGGUAGAUAAAUAAUGAAUGAUGAUUUGUUACGGAUUGGCGUAAAUGUAAUGCAUUUUGUUCCAACAUUUAAUACUCAUGAUUUCUUGUUUUUUUUUUUUUUUUUUUUUUUUUUGUAAUGUUUAAAAUAUUAAUUUAUGUAAAGGCGUGGUCAGAGAGACGCAAAUGUGUAUUAUAAAUUAGGAUCCCUCCUUUUUAAGCGAUAAUGCGCAUUCUAUCUCAAAUAUAUUUUUCGUACCAAAGAAAGCUCUAUAGAUGUGAAUAAAUCGUUAUUGCGCACGUAGAAGACUAGAUAGCACUCGACAUAAUCAUUCAUUAUAUAACAAUUAGAAAUAAAAAUAUAUUCGUAAUUACUGACCGCGUCUGAAAAAUGAUCUUUCGUCAACGGUAAUAUAUCCGGUUAUUAUUUGUUGCCGAAUUUACUUUUGAUACGAUCAGCUUUUGUACUCGAGUAGCGGAAGAGUAUAGUCUCAUUUGGGAGAUGAUUGCGACUCUUCUCUUGUGAGCGCCAAAUAUUAAACAUAUUUUAUUAAAAUAUAUUUUAUUGAAUGUAUUGUAUAUUGCGGAAAUAUUUUUUAUCAUCUGAUUUGUAUAAACGAACAAGCGCCUUCGAUCCUCUUAUUGCCACAAACAUCUGUGCGAUCAGCGAUAUUUAUUAUUGACUGUUUGUAAAUUGUGGUGGUCUAACAAAGUUAGAAUUAUACAGCCGCAUGUAAAGAUCGGAAAUUUGCUCAGGCAAUAAAGGGAUUGAACUCGAAAUUGAAAAACAUUUAAAAAUAUCGUUUGUCUAGAAUUUUUACAUUAGUAAAAUAUAUCGACUAAAAAUAUGUGUUGUUAGGAAUAUUGUUUGAAUUCGCGAUACUUUCAACGCCCAUAUAAAUAAGGAAUGUUCUUAGUGUUGAUUUUGAAUUAUCAGGACGACGCUCCACCGGCGCUCAUAUUUUUCUUCGUCCCGUUCUUAGACUGCUACACUUGAGAGUUUUACUGGCGGUCGGUCGACUCUCGAAAAGUUCAAUUGUCAAACGAAUAUCUAUUAAAAGUCAUUCUUUGGAUUCUAUGACAGUUGGUAGAUUAUUACUGUUGAGAGUCGCUUCCGAGGGAUAAAGCUCUCUAGUGUACAACCUAGCUUCGAUUUUCUGUCGCGUUUGUCGUUCAUCGUAACACUGCCAAUAUAAUAUUCCUUCUUCAUUAAUCUUUUACAAUCUGCUUCGUCUUCGACCCCGAGACGACAGCCGGGGAGCACUUCCCCGCGCCGAUCGAUCUCUGCGACUGAUAACAUCGUGCGAAUCAUCGAUAUUCCGCAAUCUCUUCUUAUCUAUCUCUUUCCAACGAAAAUCGCGCACCAGUGUUGUUCGCGAUCGCGACGGGAUCGAUGUUGUUCAUCGCUCGCGAAAGACUCUCUCAGAAGGCUUAAGUAAUAUAAAAGUAGAAUAGUUAGUACACUUCUGCACACAUAUUCACUUUUCUCACCUUCACUUACCUGACACACUUAGGAAAAUUGCAAAAAUCUUCUAUCAAUAGUUUUCCGCUAAGAGAAAAGUUCCAAAUACGAUGAAGAACCUGUCAUGUACAUAUAUAUGGUACAUAAAAUUUAUAUGCAUGCGUGCAAGAUGAGGAACGGUUUUUCGAUUAAAUGAGUGAAGGCAUAUUGUAUAAACGUCAGUAUAUUUCUCCGAAUAUUAGACUAUAUUCGGAGACAUAGUAGAAUAAAAUAGUGAAUUGUGUAAUAGAAUUAUAUUAGAACUAAAUUUAUGAAAGAUAACUAGAGCAAAAUUUGUGCAGAUCGGCUGGAUUACCUGAUUAGCCUACUUGUGUACUAUUUGUCUAAUAAGAUAAAGAUAAGCGAAAGGGCGAAUGAACGUCGCGAAAGUCCCGUCGCGGUCCAUCGAGUCUCUUCGAUUUUCUUUUCUCGAUAGAGGAAAAAAAAAUGACCGGAGGGAUCUCCUUCUCCGCGAAGAAUUCAAAGAGCAUUCAGUCAUAGUCUUUCUUAAUAGGCGAGGUCUCUAGAUUCUUUAAUCGUAAGAGAUAGAUUUUAGAAUUGGAAGCAAUGAUGUGAAAUAUAUCCGUUUCUAUGGAUCACUCGAGUCACCGAUCUUAGCUGUUAAGAAUUCUUAAGCGCCGGUAUGUGAGACUCGGACAGAGAACGAUAAUGCUUAAUACGAGCGCAUACGAAUCGGUAGACGCAACGUCAGGAUGUGAUCGAAGCUCGAAUUUACAGAAUAAGGGAGACUAUCGGUUUCUCACACCGACCGGGAACAUAGAUGGACGUAUAAGAAUACUUAAUAAUCGAUAAGUAGAUAAGUACAUGCGAUAUAUAUAUAUAUAAAUAUAUAUAAAUAUAUAUAUUAUAUAUAUAUUAUACAUAGCUUGCAACAAUUUUUCUAGGACACAAUCGGAAAUAUUUAUUUUUAUUCGAGCGUAAGCGUAAAACAAACUAUUUGAUAAAAGUCUGUAAGCCAGCGGAAUAAGUGAUGCAACAAUUCCAAUCUCUCGGCGCAAGUCUUACGAGCAUUUUUGAGAAACGAAUAGUGGAAACACAAAGAUAAACGCAUGUUUGUGCGACGCGUAUACGCAGUGUAAGUCUGAGACUACCAACUCUUAUUGAUACUGUCAUUAAAAAGAGCGAGAUGUCUUAAGUGUCGAAACGAUUUCGGAUCAUUCGGAAAUUUGUAUUGUGACAUUAAAUUAUUUGCGUUAUGUUGCAAUGCGGCGAUUUUUGGAUGUUGUCAAGAAUGAUUAAAAUUGCUGUCGUAUAACUUGUUAUUUAGUUAGAAACUUAUUUUCCGUUUUGGACACUUGACAUCUUUCGCAUACCGCCCGCUAAAGUCGCUCGAGCUUAAUAACGAUCGUUUUCAUCUUAUAUGUAAGCUCAUUAUUUGUACAUAACGACACAUGACGCAUGAAAAGAAACGUUUAUUUCAAGAAGAGCAAAGGAGGAAUGCUUCCGAAGCGAUUUGUAUCUUAAAAGCAUUAAUCCGCUCGUUUUCAAAGAACGUACGAAAAGUUGGAAAUGGUACUUUAUUUUUCUUUUUGAUUGAGUUAUUUUAUAAUCGAAUUGUUUUGUUUAUUAACGUUAUUAUGAGCGUUUCUCGCUGUGUUUUAUUUAGAAAAUGCUUAGAUCAACGACAGUUUCGAGAAUUGGACUUCUUCGACUUGGCGCACUGUUAAAUGUUAAAACUAUUUCCUUAGUUUGACAAAUGCGAAUAAUAUCUUUGUUUUUUGCGACACCCCCGAAAAAGUUUUUAUCCUUAUUUCUUUAUUUUUCAUAAAAUCAGAGCAUGUGAAAUAGAGAAUCACUGAAGUUUUUCGAUUGGAAAGAUGUAUUGCAAAUGUAAAGUCAUUUCUUAGGAUUUAUCACGCGAAUGUUUUGCGUGGAGCACUUAAACGAUUCGUUGUAUGUACUUUAAAAUUAUCAAUCAAGAAUUGUAGAGCUUUCUGGUCAUUUUACUAGUUGUCAUUGCGGUCUCAACAAAUUGGGACAGUGAUUAAAUUAGACAAUUUUAUAUCGCUGAUAGAACCGAUCGAGAUUUCGUAUCGAUUAUUCAUGCUGUGCACAUGUGUCAAAUUUUUAUAUUGUAUUUUAUAUAUUAUAUAUAAAUGUGCAAAAUUUAUAUUUUAUUUAUAAUAUUUGAAUUGUACAAUUUAUCUAAAUUAUAUAAGAUAGUAUUUAUUAUAUUUAUAUUAGAGAGGAAAUUGCGUAUCCUAGCUUAAGCUUCUCGAAUACCAAGUAUAAUUCCUUAGCCUUAUAUAAAUGCCACGAACACCAAGUAUAACUUCUGACUUUAUAACUCACUUUAAUAUUAUAUUUUAUACUUUUUGAAUUUGUUUAAACGUUUUAAUGCGCGCAUUAGGAGAUACAUUUAACACAUGUGUGCACCAUGCUAUCGAUAUUUAGAACCCAGCGUGUGUACUAAAUUUUCCUGAAGUGUUGUCGGAAGUUAAGCCGAGGAAACGAUUGUGAGGAGAAGAAACACGGAUGUAUUUUGAGAAAUUUUUGCGAAUUAUAUGUGCAUCGAGCAACACGUAAGAGCAUAAGUGAUUGUAAAUCUGUACAUGCACAUACCGUAUCAUUCGAUCAUAUAUGCAGCUUUAUCUAGUCUAUAAAAAAAAAUGAGCAUGACUGCGAAUGGAUGGUUGUAAUAUCCGCGAGCUUUUUCUCGUGUAUUUUAUGAAAUGUGAUUUUCGAGUUUGCAUAUAUCUCGAACAGGACGGCAGACUAAAAAUCUUUUACUUCUCAAGAUUAUUUAAGAUCAUUCAAUGGCUCUCGCUAAUCAAAUUCUUUGUCCGAUAUAGGAUUACUCUCAACGAAUAUUCAUUCCAUUUUUGAUUGAUCCUUGACAAUGAAAUUCUUUGUCGGAUAUAGAAUUACUUUGAUCGAAUGUGCAUUUAAGGAUUUUUAAUGUCUGAGAAGAACUUUCCAUAAUGAACCUCAAUUACAUUUAAAUUAAAAUUGAAAAAAUCUACAUAAGCAUUCUACUUUUGUCCCUUGUGAACAAUGGGAAUUAAGAGUAAAAUAUCUCUCGACAGACACUCUUUGUGAUAAAAUCCUCGAAUGCGCAGCCGAAGUAAAAGAUCAUCUGCUCUUGACGUGCAAUCAGAAACAGAAUAUAUUUCAAUUUCUUUGUCGCGUAUGACUGCAAGAAUAAUUUUUAGAAUUAACAAUACAUAAAUGAACAGUGUAAAAGUAAGGCAUUCUCUACUUUUUGCAGGAUUUGUAAAAUUUAAUAAUAAUUUUAUCCAUAAUGUGCAGUUUUUUGUGGAAUGAUAAUUUUGUCUGUUAUAUAUGAAUUUUUUUGUUAUAUUUUUACAUUCCGCAACGUACGUAUCACAUGUAACUCGAAUAAAGAUUAAAUUUAACUUAUUGCACUAUCAAUUUGCUCGUGAAUGGUUAUGACAUUUGAAAAUCGCGUGAUAUGCAAAGGAUAAACGUUAUUAAGAAGUCACAAUAGUCAAGAGAAUUAAGUAUAAUUGUCAAAAGAGAAUGGCAAAUGAGAUUUUGCCUAGAAAAUUCAUCUUGACUAAAGUACGAAGAAGAGUAUUGAAAGAGCGAAAAAAAUAAAUAAAAAAAAAACGAAGCAGAGAGAAUGUGUAUGCGUGUGUGUAUACGUACGUGAGAUUGUGAGCAAGAGACUUCAAAUUAUUCCCGUAUUUUUGUGCUAGAAGUUAGCAUGCGUAGAGAAUGUACAAUGAAUGUCGCGUGAACGUGAACAGAAGAAUGACACAUAUUGUAUUAUAUUAAACGAAACAGAUAUUGUUUAAAUAAAAUUGAUAUACAUAA